Messenger RNA from Opisthorchis viverrini, 2586 nucleotides. RefSeq lists its product as hypothetical. The transcript is spliced from 15 exons. Gene Ontology annotation, cellular component: Golgi apparatus. Bases 1 to 2586 code for a protein of 861 amino acids. The record is from RefSeq and is a predicted model, not a curated record. NCBI's taxonomy places the organism in Eukaryota, Metazoa, Platyhelminthes, Trematoda, Opisthorchiida, Opisthorchiidae.
AUGCUAUUUUUCAUGCUCAGCACCAUCUUCCUUCUCCCUAUCAAAAUCGGUCGCAUUAGUGUACAGAAGUUUGUUUUGCUGAAUACAACCUCGACCGACCGCCCACUUCUUGGUUUCGACGAGACUUUGGGACCUCUGGUGGAUGACAAAUGUUUCAAGCCAUCGUCUAUCAACAAAGAUAUUAUUUUCUAUUAUGGACAUGAUGGUGAACAGUCCUGUGGGACAGGUGGAGAGUGCGGUGCCAAGCUGGGUAAUAUGGAAACUUCAGGUCCACCUGGCUGGACCUCAAAAGAUGGAGAAGAUUAUUGUCGCCGGAAAGGGCUAUGUGCUACACCACCUAAUUUGAUUGACUGGCCAGAGAAAAUAACUAACAGUGAAACGUUACAGUGUAUCCAGCGCCGCCGAAUGCGACUUUACUGGCAUUGGAGGCGCUCCACUCUAAUACUUUUACCCCUGAUCCUGUUCGUCAUUGUCAUAAUUCACCAUUCUCGCUCCGGUACCCGAAACCUUGCUGGUAUUGACUGGCCUCCAAAUGUUGCCUUCCAUGUCCCUCCUCCCCCAAAGGCACCAGAUUCGCCUGAAAAAGUGCCUGUUUUAGCCCGACCAAAAGAACUUUCUGGCCUCAACCCCUCUCAUCCUCCUCCGAAAAGUGAUCAAAAUUCGGUUGGUCCAGGUGAAGGUGCGGUACCUUACCUAGUGAACCGGAGUGCCCUCUCAGUGGAAGAACAGGCCAAGUACGAUAAGGGAUUUCAGGACAAUGCAUUCAAUCAAUACGCUAGCGACAGAAUCAGUGUUCGUCGUUACAUACCCGACCUUCGUAAUGGCGCAUUCUGUUUUCUUGUUGCAGGUGAAGGUGCGGUACCUUACCUAGUGAACCGGAGUGCCCUCUCAGUGGAAGAACAGGCCAAGUACGAUAAGGGAUUUCAGGACAAUGCAUUCAAUCAAUACGCUAGCGACAGAAUCAGUGUUCGUCGUUACAUACCCGACCUUCGUAAUGGCGCAUGCAAAACGCAAAGUUUCUCGUCAGAUCUUCCGAAGACUGCGGUCAUCAUUUGUUUCCACAACGAGGCUUGGAGUGCUCUUCUCCGCUCAGUACACUCAGUACUGGACUAUUCUCCGAAGGAAUUGUUACAAGAAAUUAUUCUGGUGGAUGACUUUUCCAGCAAAGACCAACAAGAGCUGACCUCUGUCUCACGUCAACAUCGUUUUCCGGAUCAACGAGCGUCCAAAUUUGCACACUCCUGUGACCCGUUUGCUCGCCUCUGCGAGAUGAGCAUACUGAAGUAUCAAGCAGAACGUCAACUAGCCGAGGUUUUCAUGCGAGAUUACCUGAAAGAACCAUUGGAAAUCUACAUGCAACAAUUUCCAGCUGUGAAAAUUGUUCGGACCAAACGGCGAGAGGGUUUGAUUCGAGCGCGAAUGGUUGGAACAAACGCUAGCACAGCUGAGGUGCUGACCUACCUGGAUUCGCAUAUUGAGUGCACACCCGGCUGGCUUGAGCCGUUACUAGAGAGAAUAAAGGCGAGCAAGUCCAACGUGGUCGUACCCGUAAUCGAGAUUAUCAAUGACCAAGACCUAAGUAUCAAAGCCACUCAGGAAGCCAGCGUGCAAGUUGGUGGUUUCGACUGGUCGCUAACUUUCACUUGGCACCUACCUCCCAAACGGGACCAGAUACGACCAGGCGCACCCUACUCACCAAUCAGGUCACCAACCAUGGCUGGUGGUCUGUUUGCCAUUCAUCGUGAUUUCUUUGCCUAUCUUGGCUAUUACGAUGAAGAAAUGGAAGUCUGGGGAGGGGAGAACUUGGAAUUAUCUUUCAAGACCUCUGGCCUUGUGAGUGUAUGCGAAGGGCUCUCUGAUAGUUUCCGAACACAACGCAGGGUCCGUCCGUGGUGCCCGUUCUCUCGAUUUCUAUUUGCUUUCGUGAUCGAUGAGAUAGUGAGUCGAACGGUGGAAGGUCUCGAAAACACCGGUGUUCCAAUAGCCCGAGAGAAAAACCUUGUCGAUCUGGAAAACGCAGAUGACGUGGUUCUCGUUUUCGAAGAGGAGGAGAUCGUUCAGGGUGAUUAUGGUGAUAUUAGCUCUCGAAAGGCGAUUCGUGAACGAAACCAUUGCAAGUCUUUCCAGUGGUAUUUGGAUACCAUCUAUCCGGAGCUGUUUUUGCCUACGAGAGCGCUUGCAUCGGGAGACAUUGAGAAUAUGGCAUCUUCGCAUUGUGUUGAUGGAGCCUUCAAUGACAAGAAGACAGACAAUUUGGUGGGGCUUUACCCAUGCCACCAUCAAAAAGGAAAUCAGUCAAAGCCUUUGGCCCAAAAGCCUAGCCGUAAGGCAGCGGUGUUGGGUUGGAAUUGCAUGUACAUUACCAUUUUUAAGGAACACGUCGCCACACAAGUUCCCACCACCAAUCUGGAGGGCCAGGAGACUGUGUUCGUCAAACCUCUACCCAUUGACCAACCUGGUAUGAGUGUCCCGCGGACACCCACCAGUAUAGCUCAAUGGGCCGCCAAAGUACCCAAACCGCCUCACCAAGGUAAGGCCCAGUCUUUCGGUGACGGUUUUAGAAUUGCGAAAGUGCUGUCAACAUAG